AUGCGGACUAGCUACGCGCGCUGCAGCCCGCCAGGCGUGCAAUACCCAGUCGCGACACCAAUGCCCCUACGCUUCAUCCAUAUAUACGCACGGGCGCUGGGGCUGCCGAGGCUGCAUCGGCGCCGGGGACUGCUAGUAAACCAUUGCCGCUGUCGGAGUUUCGCUAGUGAGUACCCGUGGUGCCGCUACACGUCUGUCACGCAUUCCUUAAGAGUCGUUCGCGACGGUGGCGACCGAUGUCUUUUCGCCGGUCCUCACUCGGAAAGAGAUGACAGGGGCGCUGUCCCCGUUCUCCGCCACACUAUUCGUCUAAGACAGAUCCACUUGGACAUUAUAGCCUUCGUGUGUUUCGUCAUACAGAUGUCUUGUUUAUUCUGCUACGCAUUUGUCCGUGGCAACCGCAUCAAUCGAUUUAUCCCAGCCUCUGCCCGGCGUUGCUGCGCUUCUUCCCUGUCUUACAAGCUGUAUGCGCCUCGUUUUCCCGUGCUUUCACUUGCUUUCACUAUUGAAACGGACGGCAAAGAAAGCAACCGUCAGGCUGCAUCCCUGUCUUGCGCAAGAGAAGACAGCGACGCUUGCGUGCCAAGAUAG
Rangifer tarandus platyrhynchus (Svalbard reindeer) is the source of this 591-nucleotide messenger RNA. The record is from the annotation of a GenBank genome assembly. Lineage: Eukaryota; Metazoa; Chordata; Mammalia; Artiodactyla; Cervidae.